Molecule: messenger RNA, 232 nt
Organism: Sphenostylis stenocarpa
Lineage: Eukaryota; Viridiplantae; Streptophyta; Magnoliopsida; Fabales; Fabaceae
Source: the annotation of a GenBank genome assembly
GUGUGUGUAUGAUACUCGACCACAAUAUGAGAUUGCAUCACACAUCUCUCUCAGUGGUUGCGUGUCUCACCCCGAGCCUACUCUUUGGCCAACUUUCUCGUUAGCCCUCUUGCAGAGAAGGGAAUGCAGAGAAAUGAGAAUUCAUUGGUUUACUCCAUCUGAGGCAGGUGACCCUGCCAAACGCAGAACCUCCGGUAGACAUUGCCAUCGGAAGCACGUUGAAGACGGGUAG